Spirometra erinaceieuropaei is the source of this 8129-nucleotide messenger RNA. NCBI's taxonomy places the organism in Eukaryota, Metazoa, Platyhelminthes, Cestoda, Diphyllobothriidea, Diphyllobothriidae. The record is from the annotation of a GenBank genome assembly.
AUGGCCAAUUCGGAUGACCAAAGGCCUGCAGUGUUUCCAUCGGCACUGUGCAGGCACCCCAAAAAAGAGGUGGGUGAUCGCGCCGCUUCGACUUUGAGAUCUCUUAUACAGUAUAUUAGUACACUUUUCUUCUUAGACUCGCCCCUACCUCUUGAAUGAAGUUCAAGUCCGUCUAUGAGAGGUCAUACAAGCAAUUUGCAUCUGCCCAUAAGGACUAUUUGGAAAACUUGAACUAUCGUAUUCAAAGACAAGCCGAUGAGCGUACUCAUCAUCCUCUUGACUGGCCAGGUGAAAGUUCGGACAGUGACACCUCUAGCUCCUCAACCGUUAUUCAAGGAUCACACGUGCCUCUAAGGGCAGUUUCUGCCGGUAACAGUCACAAUGCUUCAUAUGAUAAAACGAGCAUCGGCAGUACGCAAUUGAGCCAGUGUACAAUCUCUCCCGAAGUAAAAAAAGAUGGUGCUUCUCCUGAGAGUUUUUUUAUUUGUUUACAGAGUUUGUUCAGGUCGAUUGGGACUCAAGCCUCUCAGAGCUGUCGCUGGCCUCGGAUGGGAGCGACGCUUGCACCAUUAACACAGAUAAAGCAAGGAAGGUUAGUGUUGGCCGUGCGCCACGCUGUUCGGGUGACGUCAAAGACGUGAUUUCACAGUAUCCCACCGGCGGAGCGUCUAAAGGAAAAGUAAGUUGUUGUACUUGUCUGACAGUUUCUUAACACAUCGAGUACCACUUCACUAAAUGUAAACUUGCAAACGCAUGCAUGCUGCAUGUUCAUUAGCCAGUUAGGGAUGUUUUAAUACAAAAUAGUUUUUUUGCUUAUAGCCCGAUAAUCCACUUCAUUGAGUUAUCUGUCGCAAUUACCUGCCUUUCCUAACGAAGGACUUCGGUAUGUUCAAUGCUGGCUCUUGUGAAGUCAACAAACCAGCGGAUACUCCGGGAGCUCGACCGUUCUCACACCCCAAAAUUGCCAUCACAAUCACAUCAGUCAGAUAAUGACAAGCGGUCGAGAACUGCCUUGUGACAGCGCUUAUCAUGAACGACUCACCCAGCUUCUUGUUGCAAGUUUACUGCAUCACGAAUGAUCGCCUUACAGACGGCGUAAGACUCUCUGCGAUGUUUAGCCAACCGGCCUACUAGUCAUGGACGAAUUUGUCCUUAGGCCGCUCUACAUACAGGCGAGCCACCUCUAUCUGUAUGUAGGGGCAUAAAGUUGACCGGUUGUAUUUACGACCGCCGAUGUAACCAUUCGUUGGAGAGGCAGUUUCUGAUAACUGAGCAUAAGGGCUGUCGAUCUAAUACUGUUGAGCAAUGAACAUCUUCGGGACACACUCAUUCAUCAUUCGUAUGCAGCGAUUGUCUUUCUUGAGGGCCCAUGCACUUGCGACUUGGUCUUCUGACUGAUCUUUCGCAAAUUCGGUAGGUAUCGUCAGAGUCGAGCACCCGAUCAAUCCUAGGACCGUUUUCAUCUGCACUGCCAUUUUACCUAACACAGCAUAGAUUGUCGACUAACUGUAAAUUUUUAUCGUAUAUCGUAACCAGACAGAUAUCUCCCACCGCGGAGCCUGAAACGAUCGUAUAUUUUGAGAAGAGCUAAUUUUCAUUCUCACCAGCGGCCUUGUGUUUUUCUAACAAAACACUACAUUUCCGCGAAGGAUUCCGCAAACACAACUCCACCGGUAAUGCACAAACCAUGACUUACUGUGUCCCUAUGUCCGCAUGCCCAAAAUUUGAUCUUUAGGAGAAAACUUUGCUGGACAUCAGGUGUGGAAUCAAAAACGACUCCCAGACCUCGGUCCUCCUAUUAUGUUAGUGUGCCUGAAGCAAGGGAGACAACCUCAUUGGCAUGCCACCAUGCGGCUUUAUCUCCCAAAAGUAACCCGAUGGGCACAUACUAAAUUCACGAAGAAUGUGAGUGUGAUGUUGAUGAAGACGAAAGGCUUCAAAGGACUCUCGACAAAAGAGAGGCCUCGGUCAUUUCUUCGUUCAAAAUCCGCAAGGAUCCUUGUCCUUGUGUCGCAUUACAAAUGGAAGUGAUUAAGGACUGCAAAGACUUCUGCGACAAAAUCAAGAGGGUUUAUGCCACAGUACUCCUUACACAGUAACUGCCCUUUUUAUAUUCGAUGUUAUAAUACCGUUAGUCCGGUUUGCGGAAACGGUCUGGACUUUCGACCAAAAAGCGUGCUACCAGUCAGCGGAAACCGUUGAAUAAGACUUGUAAUUCUCCACCAAAAGGCAGUCUUCACCAGGUGAAUUUGUGUUUUGCCUCGCUAGUGCCUCAAGACUACUCGGUAGGUGGUUGACUCCAGUUUACGCUAGUUGGGUGCCGGUACGUUUUCCAAGUGGACAGCAGCUCAGAUGGCGGAAUCCAUCGGGUCCAUAAGCCGAAAAAAGCUCCAUCAAUGGCAGCGCCAUAGCCCAAAUCAGCGGAAACAUCUAUUGUUUCCUAUCUUUGGGGCAGGUAAAGCAGAUUAGUACAUUCAAGUUUGGGGUAAUCCUGCUCUAGGACUCACUUUGUUUGUGUUGUGUGGAAUGAGUGACCUUACGAAGGCGGACAGCCAUUACUCCUCCAACCAUCCAGAUGGUUUUUCCAGAAUCCUGUCCUCACGCUGGCGCUCACUGUGUUCAAACACCUCUGUGCUGUUGACAAACGCACCCUAAUGUCACUAAAUGAUACUCGACAGUGAAAUCGGUUUCCAGUGCAUAGAUGGCGCUUUGACUCGGAUACUCAGAAUGGUCGCGGUACUCUGUGGACCAGGGUUCUCCUUGACACCGUUGUGUUAGAGUCAGAAGCAACUCUCAGUGGCGCCGUAGCGCUGUGCAACCCAGGAUUUGUCAAAUACUCCUCGGAGAGUCAUGCCAUUUCCACACUGCACCAACGCUGACAUGUCUGGACAGUGUUGCCGGCAUUUCACUGUGUGGUGCGCCGUAUCUUUUUCCGAAGUGUCCAGAUUACUUACUCAACAGCCGGCCCACUACCAGUGGUUCGAUGUGAUGGCCGUUGCGGGCACCAGAGGAUGAGUCCGGGAGUCAGUUUGUAUGCUUUCUUUUCUAGUGCAUGACAGACAAGCUGCGGAGAUGAUGAAUCCGUAGAAGUGCAGCACUGGCUUUGACAAUGGACAUAUAAGCCGGGCUGUUUAAACUCUUAACCAAUCACAAGCUUCCUCCAGUGCCAUUUCUAGAAUAUUUGUCGAGAAUCCGGCCUCUUCUCUCCUUGGGAUGCAUCAAUUUCGCCUUCAACCCGUUUUCUCCACAUUAUUCAUGGGUCUUCCUAGCUACUCUGGCACCAUACGUUUAGGCUUCCUUGAAAUUCUCAUCCUUCGAAAUAAGACCGAAUUUGAUGAUGCUGCACGUAUAUUAUACCAAUAUUAUUGGAACAUCUGCUCCAGUGUAUGUACAUCAGCUUUUAUAAAUUCACCUAAUCACCACUUUAAUCAUUUUAUCCCUGGGGUCUACAUCAGUAUCCACCAAAAGGUAAGGCGACGUACCUUGUUAACGUCGAAACUGUUCGCCACACCCUCUCCCUAAAGUAAAAUUCACAGAAUUUAAGCUUUUGAAUAGGUGAAGCUCGCUGCCAAGAUCGGCGUCCACUGUUCUUAUUACCUUUUACACCCUAUACUCGAGCAUUUUGUCUUACUCACCAUUAUCACUUCAUUUUUGCCAAUGGGAUAUUCGUAUCACUCGGUUGCGCUGCGAUCACAGUCACAUUACUGUUUCGUGGCCAAUACAACCACGAUUUCCCAAUCGCAGGCGUGGUCUCUCCAGACUUUUUUUUUACCAUUCGGGUCAGUGAAUCGUCGUCUUAUAGCUAUUAUCCGGACCAUUCCAGUCUUAGUUCCGUUUGCCAGGGUGUCUCUCCAUGCAACUAUUUUCUGCAGCGGUUCUUACUGGUUCCACCCGUUGUUCUUUGGUAGCGACGACCAAACAUAGUGGCCAGCUUGACGUUUUGACGGAGCGUCUCAAAUCCUGUUUUGUGUUGAUUUCUCCGUCAUCUCCGCUGGGGUGACAGCGUCAUAUUCGGGGCCUAGAGCAUUAUCUGUGCUUGAUGCAACCUUGCUCAUUUCUCAUUACUCAGUAACAUCGCGGAUAACACCUUUCCGCGCGCGACGACUGGUGACUGACGAUCUAGAGAGCGUAACCGUCUCCACCGACGACCACCGAAUUCCUAAAGUCUGCGAAUCAUUGACAGAGGAUGUCGACAUUUCCGAUUUCUCUUAGUUAGUUUCACAAAAUUCAGGGUAGCAUCAUUGUAUUAAUUGGACGGGCAAUAAACGGGCGUGCCCAAACCACCUCUGAAGUCUACUCAACGGAUUGUCCUCUGUAGACUAUAAUCGAAGGGCUUCAAUCUCCGCCCUCAUUUCACACACACACAACCUUACAUUUACAUCCGUAAAGACAGAUGUACGGUACAUGCGUUUCGGGUUUCGUGAUGAAUUUAUGGAUACUUUAGGUUUACGGGAACCCUCCGAGCAGAAUUGAUCCACACGACAAUUUUGUCCGUAAUCGCCUCUUGGCGUCAACUGGACAGUCAUCAAUCGGCAGUAACUGACUUACCUUAUUCAAGCCUCUGAAUUCUGCGCCAGUAGCAUGGUAACGAACGAAUUGGAUUAGCCUGCGACUGCCCUUAUUCUUCAGUAGACUAGAAGCAACUGUUCGUAAUGGCUGUUUUAGUCAAUAAUUUUCCCCUGUAUUCCCCAAAGAUUGCAUAGAUACCACAAUUGGCUGUACUUUCUCAUCUCAACUGACUUUGACCAGAUCAAGGAAUUUUAGACUAGUGCUUUUCUUAUCCUUCUAAACCAGGACUCUCUGCAGCCAUGAAAAUACGCUGUGUAAUGGGGCUGGUAUCUGCUAGGGAGGAUUUUGUGGCCACCUUAAAGGUGUCUACAUAUUUAUUUUACAGGCACGGCGUACCGAGAAAUGGCUUAAUUUGGCAGCUUUUUAAAAUUCCUGUGGAGCACGUCAGACUUGCCUCGUGUAUAAUUGCAGAAUAUCGCUUUGGCGCAAUGCCUUUGGACUUAGUCACGCAAGUCCAUAGAGGCGGCUAACAUCAUAGACUCACAGACACGCCCUGACCUUGUCAGCAGCCAUUCCCACCUGAAACAGCAGCUGAGGGUCCUGUAUAGAAUAAAUCCUUUAUUAUAUGGUCUUUAGUUAUUUCUUACCAAGCAGGUCUCGACCUGCCUAUUGUGACACGCAAGAUGCACCAGUUAUCCUAGCCGAUACCAGUUUUUAGCCUAAAUCUUUAUCGUCAGCCGGCUCCUACCAGUUAAAGCAAAGCAAACUGAGGAUUUUUCACCGCAGAUACCCCCUCACAAAUUGCAAUUCUUCGAUCCUUCUUUUAUUUUUUCUUUCAGACGCACUCAUUACCCCUACAGUCAUUGGAGAAUCGUGAUGCGGUUCCCAGCAAUAAUUCAAAACAUCGCAAUGCAGCCUCAUGUAAGCAGCUUAAUCUAUCUGCCCGGAAUUCAUGCCCAAAAACUUAUUUUACGGGCAGCCAGUCAAACAACAGUGUACAGUCCAAACGGCCCUCUGUCCGGUUCACAUCAUGCUCUACCCGGAAGCAUUGUGAAGCCACCUCCCCUCUAACAGACUCCUGGACAUCUGAAUAUACUUCAAAGUUCGCGCCCUAUCCCCCCAAUGUAUAUUCAAAGUCUGCAGCAGCACUCGCUUCCCAAUCUCUGCCGCAUUCGACUUCCAAAGCAAUCUCUAGAAGGAUUCGCAAUGCUAAUGUUGAUAAAAUUACCGCUCGAAUGUCCUCAAACGGCAACCCAAACUAUAUACUGGACAAGCCUUAGUCAGUUUGAUGUUUAUUGCUGGUUUCGAGGUAAUUGAUUGGAUUUUCAGGGUCCCUCCCUACCUCUUAAGGCGGUGACUUUAUCUUCCAUACGGCUGUACUUUCCUCCCGCAAUACUUGCAGUUGUCUUUCUGUUCACAUGGAUUCCUAUUGCCUUACGCUCGAGCGUAUUUCUCUCCUUCCAUUCUCUGGUCCUCUUGCAAUUACUUUUUUGUGAGCUGAAGUACAUACCAAAUAAAAUAUAGUACCUUCUCAAAACUUUUUUCUUCUGAGCUUUGGAGUCUGCUGAAACUGCUGCUGCUGCUGCCACCACCUUGGUGUUUCACAACUCCUAUCUUGCCAUGUUUGCGUGAUUCCGGUUUGCUCUUGAGGGUUAGUUUGUGACCUCCCUCUAGUUGCUGUGGGGAUUUCAAAUGCCUCUUAUCACGUUAUUUAAGUGGUGGUAGUGUGUUUAAUUUUUAUCACAGGUGACAUUUGCUAGCGUUUUUGCCCUUGACAUUCGAACCAGUUUUCAAAAAAGUGAACAUCAGGCUCUUUCGUUGCUUAGUCCUGCGUCUGUCAAGCAGCUGCGUUAUCACGUACCAUCCUGAUUGGUACCGCAUAAAUUAAAUUGUACGAGAAAACACAUUGGAGCCAUCACGCUUUCGCUGUUUUUUUUUUCGUGGGGCCCCCGAAUCCCUUGUUGACCGUGGUAAAUAGUCUCAUCUUCUUGUAUUCUUCUAUUCACACCAUUAAGACAGCACCAUUUUCAGGUGAUGUUUCUGGGUUGGUUUACUAAGACUCACGUGAAUGCGCUCUGUUUAUGUUUUAAGCCUGGCAGCUUCAGCGCCAGUAACCCCAUGGGCAGAUUUUUGUCCCAUCUUUUAUUCGCUCACAGUGCCUGCUUCUGUUUCUUCUUUUGCGAAUAGCGGUUUUUGUUGCUCGGCCUUCAUCCACUAAUUCUCGUAGUUUACAGUUAGUCAAACAGACAGAUUUACUGACGUCAAUGGACACCUUCCCACAAUUGAGUACAAAUUUAGGGAUUGUGGGAGAACGUCGUCCCGUGAGAAUUGCCCGUUUUACACUUGACGUAGACAGUUGUACCAGUAAUCCAAGUCCUUCGAGUGUUGCCAUGAACGUUUUUGUCGGAUGAAACUAGGAGUAGUUUAUAUUGACUGCCUCUAGGCUACAUCGGUGGGUAAAUGUGUAUUUGCUGCUGACUUCGCCUUUUUUACAUUGAGUUUACUAAACACCUACAGGCUAUGCUUUGGACUUAUUCUCUUUUUUCAGUAUGCAUUUCAAUGACCGAAGUUAUGUCAACAAAUCCUGCGUCGGAUCCGAUGCUGUCGCCAAAAGCUACUGAUUCUGCUCCUGAUCUUUCGAAGUCGUCCCUACCAAAUCCGCAGGUGCACAGACGGCGACGUUCUUGGACUCGUUCGAGCUCACGGUCACGUUCGAGAAGUCGUUCAUACAGUCGCAGAAGGUAUAGACGUUCGCGGUAAGUCGUCAUUGGUGCGACUAGUAGACCCAAGACUUUUCUGUCCGGUAGAGAUUACGACUUGUACGUUUCUAUCUUGUUGUAGCUCGCGUGAUUACAGUCGUUCCUCACGAAACCUCCACUUUUCCCGAAAUGGAAGGAUACCUUAUGGGUAUGAUCUUAAACCUCAUCUCAUUUUUCAGCUUCAUCUAGUUAUACUCCAACUCGCAUCAGCCUCACCUUAACAAACUCUUUGUCUUUGUGCAAAAAUCACGGCAACGACCCCUUUUGCUCAUUGGGAGUCCAGUGCUCGAUUUCCCCCAUCGACAGUGCCUUAGAGUCUGCACUCAUUUGCAUUUUUACCUGACUGUCCCUCACAUCUAGUUGAUGUAGAAGACUUGGGGGGGGAUAGACCCUCCGUCUUUUUCAGUGACCAUCAUUAACGUCUAUCGUCUUGAUUUCUUUGGGACUCUGCUGGCGAUGUUUUCUUUUCGGUCGGUUGCACCAAUUAACCAGAACUGUUCUGUCCUCCCUUCAGCCGAAGUCCGCCGCCCAGAUCACGGCUGUCCGGCCGUCCACGGGAUCGGUCACCACGCCGACACUCUUCGCGUUCGCCGUCCCACCACCGCUACCAAUCGGGACCACGAUCUGGAAACCGCCCUGCUGUUGCGCCGCCUAACGCUGGCGACCGCUGGCCUGAUGGUAGCAGUGGUGGUGGCGGACCGUUAGACUAUCCAGGUAUGCCUAAUCGUGACCGCUCUAGCCUUCACUUCGGUAAUAGAACACCGCCGCAUCGCAACCGCACCCCCUCCUACCAUUCCGUCGUUGGCGAAAAAUCAUCCAGUCCCACAGUGCCCACUCUGGACGAACGGUUCCGUGAACUAG